AUGUCUGAGGAUCUGGAAGAUCACCAGACGAGCCAGGCUACACCUGGCGAGGUGAUCGUCGAUCCUUCUGUUGACGCCCCUGCUACGAGAUCGUGGAUGAUGCUUGACAACGUCUCGUCCGCACCUAAGUUCCUCUUGUCCGCAUCGCCAGCCCUCAUUGCCCUUCUGAACAACCAAGAAUACCUCUCUAUGCAAGUCUCUAAGUUGACUGAGAUGGUGGCCGAGCUGAAGGUCGGCCCUCGAAGCAGACGAUCCUCGGCGAGCAGCCGCAAGAGCGGAGACUCGGAUGUCACCAAUAUCAUCACCACCAACGAGGCCGCCGAUGCCUUGAACCAUCAGCCGAUCAACGUCCGACGAGGAAAGAAAACCCUCGAGUACGGGAGAAAGUUCCAAGAUGCCGCAGGUGAAAUGCUCAAGGAAUCUUGGAAUCCGGAGACUCUCGACGACACUCUUGCCCGCCUCCAGUCUCUGGAGGAUCAUCAAGUGAUCCGUCUCUACAACGGUCUCAGCCAGAAGUUCCGAGACCAGAAGGCCCAGGGAAAGAAGGAUAUUGUGCAGACGCGCACCGAGAGCUUCCAGACUGAUAUCAAGGGCGGGCCAACCACUCCUGGUCGCCGAGGAGAAACGAGGGAGCAUGAAACUUCUGACCUUAGAAGUCAAGAUAUCAAAAAUAACUAGUCUAAAGUCCACUAAAUCUAUACUAAACUUGCCUAAAUUUUCCUAAGUGAAUACUAAAUUUACCUAAGUCUUUUUGUCAUUUAGG
This is a messenger RNA of Fusarium redolens, 763 nucleotides long. RefSeq lists its product as uncharacterized. The coding region runs from base 1 to 678 and encodes 225 amino acids. The transcript has 5 exons. The record is from RefSeq and is a predicted model, not a curated record. Lineage: Eukaryota; Fungi; Ascomycota; Sordariomycetes; Hypocreales; Nectriaceae.